Messenger RNA from Oryzias melastigma (Indian medaka), 1999 nucleotides. RefSeq lists its product as uncharacterized. Gene Ontology annotation, molecular function: zinc ion binding; nucleic acid binding. Lineage: Eukaryota; Metazoa; Chordata; Actinopteri; Beloniformes; Adrianichthyidae. The record is from RefSeq and is a predicted model, not a curated record.
GGAAAAUUAAGUUCAGACGUUACAUCAAAAGCAAAUUACGCAUUAAGAUAGCAUAAUGUCAAUCUCUGCCGAAAGCACCUCAGAGCAGUUACAGGUUAGAUCUAGCAGUCGUGAACAAAGCCUAACUGAGAAAGGUAAAGAAAUCCAAGAACAGGGGGCAAAGAAACAUGAAAAGGCAUUUAACAAGGCUUACGAGACCUGGAAAGAGUUAGCCAGAGAUAUCAGAGCAGGACUGAAAGGUUUUUACUCCUCUGAAGAACUCAAUGCUGCUAGUCAUGACAUCAGAGCUAAGCAUGAGGCUGUUACACUAAACUAUGAGCCCAUCCGUCGUAACCACUCAAUGACUCAAGAAAUAGUUAAAAGGAUGGAUGCCUGCAGUGUGAUAACAACCGAAAUAUGUGAGCUAAUUCAAAAACGACAAGAGACCAUUCAGGAAGCCUUUAACGAUCGACUUGAAAAGGAAAGAGUCAGAAUGAUACUGAACAAGACAGAGUUUGGCUCAGUAUUUGGACAUUCUAUAACCGAAACAGUCAUAUCUGCUACUCCAUCCAAACUACAGCAGCUAAAGGCAGACAGUGCAGUGAAGGUGGCCGCUGCUCGAGUAAGAGUUUAUAAUGCUCAAGAUGGUUUUGAAAGUUUUGAAGCAUCAUCUCACCAUUCAGAUAACCCUGAAUACUGUUACUCUGCCACUCAAGUCUCCCUAAAUCCUCAGGCCCAAUCAUUUCAGCCUCGAACGCUCCCAGGUGAGCAAGAGCUUAACUUAGCUCAAGCCCUCGCAAACUCCCUGACACUGAACCGCCUUCCUCUACCUGAGCUUGCCAUCUUUAGUGGGGAUCCUCUAAAGUUUGUGGACUGGAAAAUUUCCUUCAUGGCAUUAAUAGGAAAUAAACCGCUACCUGUAGGCGAGAAGAUGUUGUACCUUAAAGGUUACCUUGCAGGUGAAGCAAAGAAAGCUGUAGAAGGAUACUUUUACCGCAAUACUGAGCAAGCAUAUCAGGGUAUUUGGAAUGUGCUACAGGAAAGGUAUGGCAGUCCAUUCAUGGUUCAGAGAGCCUUCAGGAAUAAGCUUAUGAAAUGGCCCAAAAUAAAUGCUAACGACCCUCUAGCAUUAAGAGAGUUUGCAGACUUCUUACAAAGUUGUUCGGCAGCUAUUCCACAAGUCAAGGGUCUAGAGAUCCUCAACGAUUGCGAAGAAAAUCAUAAGCUUUUAAAGAAGCUUCCAGAUUGGAUUGUACAAAGGUGGAGUCGUAUCGUUGUGGAUGAGAUGGACAAAAGGCAAGAGUAUCCCAGCUUUGCCCACUUCACAGAGUUUAUGCAAAGGGAAGCUAAAAUAGCUUGUAAUCCUAUCGCCUCACCAUUCCUGAUAAACGAAAGAGAUUCAGAUGAAAGACAUGUUAAGAGAGCCAAAGCACUCAUCACAACUACCCAAACCAAGUCAGACACCUCAGCCUCUGUUGUCACUCCUAAACCAAAGCAGCCUUGUUUGUUUUGCAGAGAUGAAAAGCACGGCAUAGUGAAAUGUUCCUCAUUUGCAGCAAAGUCCAUGGAAGAAAAAACAACUUUCAUUCGUGAAAAUCGCCUGUGCUUCGGAUGUCUAAGAAGGGGUCACAUAACCAAAGAAUGCAAAGCGCGCCACACCUGUGGUAAGUGUAGCCGACGUCACCCGACAUGUCUGCAUACAGAAAGGGUUAAAGAACCAAAGCAACAGGAAUCUGAGAAUGUCUCAAGAGAAGGCACAAACAAUGAAGAACACAAAGUCAUGACCCAUGUGCUAACACGGAAGACGUCAGCCACAUCCAGCAUAGUACCCGUCUUUGUCUCUGCUGCCUCACAACCGCAGAAAGAAAUACUCACCUAUGCUUUACUUGACACUCAGAGCGAUUCGUCCUUUAUUUUAGAAGAUUUGGUCUCUGAAUUGAAUGUUGAUUCUGAGCCAGUUCAACUAAAAUUAAGUACAAUGACCUCUGUUGACACUGUGGUAGCAAGCAAACUUGCUUGA